GCUAUGCUCACUGCAGCACAAUUGGGUGGAAGGGAAUCCCUGCAAAGGGUAGCACAUACAGAAGGAGGGAGAAUACUGAGGAGAAAACUGCUGACAGAGAAGCAAAGAUGGAUCUACUUUCAACUCUCUACCUGGAAACCUGGGUCCUCCUGGCAAUGAGCCUGGUGCUCCUCUACUGGUUUGGGACACGUACACAUGGAGUUUUUAAGAAACAGGGAAUUCCUGGACCCAAACCUCUGCCUUUUUUAGGAACUGUGCUGAAUUACUACAAGGGUUUAUGGAAAUUUGAUGUUGACUGCUAUAAAAAGUAUGGAAAAAUAUGGGGGUUGUUUGAUGGUCAAAUCCCUACAUUUGCCAUCACAGACACAGAGAUGAUCCGAAAUAUACUAGUGAAAGAAUGCUAUUCUACGUUCACAAACCGGCGGAAUUUUGGCCCAGUGGGGAUUAUGAAAAAAGCUGUCUCCAUAUCUGAGGAUGAGGAGUGGAAGAGAAUCAGAGCCUUGCUGUCUCCCACCUUCACCAGUGGAAAACUCAAAGAGAUGUUCCCCAUUGUUGAACAGUAUGGAGAUAUUUUGGUAAAAUACUUGAGAGGAAAGGCAGAGAAAGGCAAGCCUGUCCCUGUGAAAGAAGUGUUUGGGGCCUACAGCAUGGAUGUGGUCACCAGCACGUCAUUUGGAGUGAACGUCGAUUCCCUCAACAACCCAAAGGAUCCUUUUGUGGAGAAUGCCAAGAAGCUCUUAAGAAUUGAUUUUUUUGAUCCAUUGUUCUUGUCAGUAGUACUUUUUCCAUUCCUCACCCCAAUAUAUGAGACGUUAAAUAUCUCCAUGUUCCCAAAGGAUUCCUUAGCAUUUUUCAAAAAAUUUGUGGACAAAAUGAAAAAAAACCGCCUGAAUUCUAAUGAGAAGCAUCGAGUGGAUUUUCUCCAGCUGAUGAUGAAAGCUCACAAGAAUGCCAAAGACAAAGAGUCUCACAAAGCCCUGUCUGACAUGGAGAUCAUGGCACAGUCAAUUAUCUUUAUUUUUGCCGGCUAUGACACCACCAGCACCACACUUUCCUUCGUCUUGCAUUCACUGGCCACUUACCCUGAUAUACAGAAGAAACUGCAGGAGGAGAUAGACAGGGCUCUGCCCAAUAAGGCAUCUCCCAGCUAUGAUAGUGUGAUGGAGAUGGAGUACCUGGACAUGGUGUUGAAUGAAACCCUCAGAUUAUACCCAAUUGCUAAUAGACUUGAGAGAGUCUGUAAAAAAGAUGUUGAAAUCAAUGGUGUGUUUAUUCCCAAAGGGUCUAUAGUGAUGAUACCAUCUUAUGCUCUUCAACAUGACCCACAGCACUGGCCAGAGCCUGAGAAAUUCCGCCCUGAAAGGUUUAGCAAGGAGAACAAGGGCAAAAUUGAUCCUUAUCUAUACCUGCCCUUUGGAUAUGGACCCAGAAACUGCAUUGGCAUGAGGUUUGCACUCAUGAAUAUGAAACUUGCUCUCACUAAAGUCCUUCAGAACUUCUCCUUCCAACCUUGUAAGGAAACACAGAUACCUCUGAAAUUAAGCAGAAAAGCACUUCUUCAACCAGAAAAACCCAUUUUUCUAAAGGUUGUGUCAAGGGAUGCAAUCAUAACUGGAGCAUGACUUUCUCUCAAGGAGUUCUGCUGUGCUUUUCAAAAAGGUGGUGACUAAGAACAUUGAACUCUUUAAUUUUCAUCAUGAAUAAAAUCAAGAUGGAGAUAGGGAUUAAUCAACUGGCCCUGAUUCAGUAUACCCACUGAUGUUUCUCUGUCUAUACAGAGAUCCAUAUCAUUUAAAGGUGAAGACUAAGUCAGUGACAGGACAGGAAAUUCAUCAUGUCUGGUUUUCAUGGGACCAUCUCCAUUCACAUAUGAUUGAAUCCAUCUAUUUCUUUUGAGCUAUUUUGAGAUUAACCAGAUAUCUGUAUUUUGAUCAAUAAUUUUUGAUGAAAACAUGAACUAUAGUGACAACUCAAAUUGUAAAAUCUGUGUAAGAUGUUUUAGUUGCAAUAUUCUGCAAUAAAAGUUACAAUGAAAAUAUAAAUACACAUCUCUUUCAAAAAAC
Molecule: messenger RNA, 2063 nt
Organism: Meriones unguiculatus (Mongolian gerbil)
Lineage: Eukaryota; Metazoa; Chordata; Mammalia; Rodentia; Muridae
Product: cytochrome P450 3A1
Exons: 13
Coding region: 108-1622 (504 amino acids)
Biological process (GO): oxidative demethylation; steroid metabolic process
Molecular function (GO): heme binding; testosterone 6-beta-hydroxylase activity; oxidoreductase activity, acting on paired donors, with incorporation or reduction of molecular oxygen, reduced flavin or flavoprotein as one donor, and incorporation of one atom of oxygen
Source: RefSeq, a predicted model, not a curated record